AUUGGCUGGGCUGCGGCCGGGCGGGUGAUUCAGUGUGAUGGCGGAGAGAGGCUCCGGAGAGGGGGGUCGGUGCUGAACAAACUCCGGGAGCGGAGCGCCGGGCUGUAGCGGCGAUCAGACGGCCUCUCUUAGGAUGGAGGCGGACAUUAUGCGGAGGCUUCGGGAACAACUGAAGCAGCAUAAGUUUGAUCUCCAGAACAGACUGAGUGCAGGUGAAAUAUCUGUCGACGAAGUUGAAUAUAUCACUGAGGAGAAUCUGCAGGAGGCCGUUAGACAACUGGUUCUGGGAAUUGAAAAUGUCAAAGUUUCAUAUUACAAUAAGUCGCUGUUAUUGCAAAGAAUGCAGGUAUUCUACAGCAUUCAGCACAAGUUACUGGAGAAAAAUGCAGAUUCUGAGGCAAUAACAAAAAUCAUGAAUCACAGUUUGGCUAUUGCGUCUCUGAUACUU
Messenger RNA from Staurois parvus, 448 nucleotides. NCBI's taxonomy places the organism in Eukaryota, Metazoa, Chordata, Amphibia, Anura, Ranidae. The record is from the annotation of a GenBank genome assembly.